GCGCAAAGAAAUCGAAAUUCAGAAACUGACAAAAACCGCACUCUUCAAACUUGAAACUCCGAAGUUCGAACCACGUGACUUCACUCCCUCCCUUCCACGCUAUACCAAAACUUUCCUUUACACUAAUAAAUCCCAACGCCUCGAGCGUAAAUUCAAAAUCCUACACUCGUCGCACGGGAACGCUCCCCCUCCCAUGGCGGACUCCACCGGCGACGACAAUGGCGUAAUCUACCUCCACGGCGACCUCGACCUCAAAAUCAUCGAGGCUCGCCACUUGCCGAACAUGGACAUCUUCUCCGAGCGCCUCCGCCGCUGCGUGACCGCCUGCGACACUAUCAAAUUCCACUCCGACCACGCCGACGACUCCGGCAGCCAGCGCUCGCGGACUCACCGCCACCGGAGGAUCAUCACCAGCGACCCCUACGUCACCGUCUCCGUGCCGCAAGCCACGGUGGCGCGCACGCGCGUGCUCAAGAACUCGCCCAACCCUUACUGGGACGAGCGCUUCCACAUCCCGCUCGCGCAUCCCCUCGUGGAUUUGGAAUUCCGCGUCAAGGACGACGACGUUUUCGGCGCGCAGAUCAUGGGGACCGUGAAGAUUCCGGCGCGGCGGAUCGCCGCCGGGGAGAAGAUCUCCGGCUGGUUCCCGAUCCUCGGCGCCUCCGGCAAGCCGCCGAAGCCGGACACCGCGCUGCACAUCGAGAUGACGUUCACGCCGGUGACGGAGAACGAGCUCUACCGGCGCGGCAUUGCGGCGGAUCCCGAGCACGGCGGCGUGCGGCACACGUAUUUUCCGGUGAGGAAGGGGAGUUCGGUGCGGCUGUACCAGGACGCGCACUGUCCCGAUUCCGGCGAGGGGAAGUUGCCGGAGAUUGAGCUUGACGGUGGAAGGGUUUACAGGCAUGAGAAGUGUUGGGAGGAUAUUUGCUACGCUAUUUCCGAGGCUCAUCACAUGGUGUAUUUGGUGGGUUGGUCGAUUUACCACAAGGUGAGGCUUGUUAGAGAGGCUACUAGGGAAUUGCCUCGAGGUGGCGAUUUGACUCUUGGUGAGUUGCUUAAGUAUAAGUCUGAAGAAGGUGUGAGAGUGUUGUUGCUGGUUUGGGAUGACAAGACUUCGCAUGAUAAGGUUUUCUUGAAGACGACUGGAGUGAUGCAGACUCAUGAUGAGGAAACCAGGAAGUUUUUUAAGCAUUCUUCUGUAAUGUGUGUUCUGGCGCCUCGGUAUGCUAGCAGCAAGAUGAGCUUCUUGAAGCAACAGGUUGUUGGGACAGUCUUCACACACCACCAGAAAUGUGUGAUUGUGGACACACAGGCUGCUGGUAAUAAUCGAAAGAUAACUGCUUUUAUAGGAGGUCUUGAUCUAUGUGAUGGCCGGUAUGACACACCUGAGCAUCGUCUGUUUCGUGAUCUUGACACUGUAUUUUCUGGUGAUUUCCACAAUCCUACAUUUGCUGCUGGAACAAGGGUUCCUAGACAACCAUGGCAUGAUUUACACUGCAGAAUAGAUGGACCUGCUGCAUUUGAUGUUCUCAUUAAUUUUGAGCAGCGGUGGAGAAAAGCAACUAAGUGGAAAGAGUUUGCAAUCCUUUUCAAAAAAUCCUCUCAAUGGCAUGAUGAUGCUUUAAUAAGAAUAGAACGCAUCUCAUGGAUAUUAAGUCCUCGCACUUCUACAUCAAAGGAUAAUUAUACUGUUGUUCCAGAGGAUGACCCUUCAGUAAGGGUUUCUGAUGAAGAUGAUCCUGAAAACUGGCAUGUUCAGAUCUUCCGCUCCAUUGACUCAGGAUCCUUGAAAGGAUUUCCCAAACGUGUUGAUGUUGCUCUUUCUCAGAAUCUUAUCUGUGCUAAAAGUUUGGUUAUAGACAAAAGCAUUCAAACUGCAUACAUCCAAGCGAUCAGAUCUGCUCAACACUUUAUUUAUAUUGAAAACCAAUACUUCAUUGGAUCUUCCUAUGCUUGGCCAUCUUAUAAAGAUGCAGGGGCUGAUAAUCUCAUUCCAAUGGAGUUGGCACUGAAAAUUGCUAGUAAAAUCAGAGCUAAGGAGAGAUUUGCUGUCUAUAUUGUUUUACCAAUGUGGCCAGAAGGUGAUCCUAAAACUGGGGCCAUGCAAGAAAUCCUCUUUUGGCAGGGCCAGACGAUGCAAAUGAUGUAUGAUGUUGUUGCUAGAGAAUUGAAAUCAAUGCAACUUACUGAUGUGCACCCACAAGAUUACCUCAAUUUUUAUUGCCUUGGUAAUCGGGAACACUUUAAUGAAGAAAGUUCAGGCACGAAUGGUGCACAGGUCUCAGGAGCAUAUAAAUAUCGCCGAUUUAUGAUUUAUGUGCAUGCUAAGGGGAUGAUCGUUGAUGAUGAGUAUGUUAUAAUUGGAUCUGCUAAUAUAAACCAAAGAUCUAUGGCUGGUACUAAAGAUACUGAGAUAGCUAUGGGUGCAUAUCAACCCCAUUACACAUGGUCAACAAAGAAAAGACAUCCACGUGGCCAGAUUUAUGGUUACAGAAUGUCCCUUUGGGCAGAGCAUCUUGACAUGGUAGAUGAAAUUUUUGAGGAACCCGAGACAUUGGAAUGUGUGCAUAAAGUGAAUACAAUUGCAGACAAUAAUUGGAAAUUGUUUGCAUCUGAAGAUUUCUCACUUCUGCAAGGACAUCUUCUCAAGUAUCCUGUACAGGUAGAUUCCGAUGGGAAGAUUAGAUCCCUACCUGAAUGUGAGAAUUUCCCCGAUGCUGGCGGUAAGAUAUUGGGGGCUCACUCCACAACAAUUCCAGAUAUCCUAACAACUUAAACUCCUGGAUUCAUGUUGUUGUGUGAUGUCUUGCCUGCACCUUCCUGAGAAAGAGGACAGAAAAAAAAUCGGGGGUGAAGUUAUGUAGCUUUCUGUAAUUAUAAAUGAUUGUUUAGUUCAUUUGUAAAUCUUUCACACGAUAUUGAUUCAUAUUUUGAUAGGAUCGCCAGUUUAUAGAUUGUUAGUGUCCAUUACUUGUCCUUUAUUAUUGUUUUUUUAAUCUAGUCUACAUUCAUAGAUUGUUAUUCUUUUCCUUUGAAUUAUAUUCCCUUCUAUAAAGUAGCAAAAUCU
Cajanus cajan (pigeon pea) is the source of this 3067-nucleotide messenger RNA. It is a transcript of the gene PLDDELTA, whose product is annotated as phospholipase D delta. Gene Ontology annotation, biological process: phospholipid catabolic process; phosphatidylcholine metabolic process. Lineage: Eukaryota; Viridiplantae; Streptophyta; Magnoliopsida; Fabales; Fabaceae. The record is from RefSeq and is a predicted model, not a curated record. Gene Ontology annotation, molecular function: D-type glycerophospholipase activity; calcium ion binding. Gene Ontology annotation, cellular component: plasma membrane.